AUGAGUCCCCCACAAUUACACAAGUGGAGCCAUGACUUUUGCAUAUUAUCAACAGUAAUCUUCCCUAAAAAGAAGCUUUUGUUUGCUGGGACACAAGACUCAAAAAUUCUUUGCAUAGACUUGAGUACUUAUAAUCUUAUCCACACGAUAUAUUUGGGUGUCUCAGAAGAAACCAACACAAGAUCUAGUGUUUUAUGUUUGACCAAAUCGGUGGAUGAAGAAUAUUUAUUCAGCGGUGGGGCAGACUCUCUGGUUAGAGUAUGGUCUGUUAGAGGAGGCCCUGAAGAUUACAGACUUAGCGUGAAAGAAAUGAUUACAAUAUACUCGCUGAUGGACAUUGGUGAUAUAUUUUCUCUCACUUAUAUUGAUGAAUUGGACCUAGUCGUAUUUGGCUCUCAAAACGCAUCUUUACUCUAUGUUGCUAAUGUAUCGAAACACAAACACGCACAAGAAGACUAUGCAAUGUUGCCACAUCUACGAUUUGAUAAGUUUUUUGACUCUAAAGGACCACAACAGCAGCUAAUAAUGUCUGACAAAUCCAGCGAAUCAUUGAAUACAAUGAAAAGCCGAACAUUAUCCAUGUCAAAUGGCGAAGAUGAAUCACAAGGGCAAAUACUACAAGUUCCUUCUUCAAACAUACUGCCAUUUGCUCAUAAUGGUUUUAUAUACUCCAUUGUGAAGCUUGAAUCACGCAGGGACACUUUGCCUGUUUAUUUAAAUGUUAAGGAGAAGACGCAAUAUAUUAUUUCCGGGGGUGGAGAUGGAAUCUCUAAGGUGUGGUCAUUGCAAACAGAUUCCAACUCUGAAACAGACCAUUCUGCGUCAUUGUACCUAAUUUCAGAAUUGGAUAACGAGGAACCAGUUCUUUCCCAAUAUAUCGAGUUUCCUUUCCUAUAUGUUGGGCUUACUGAUGGUAUCGUAAAAAUAUGGGACUUGAACACAAACCAACUAGUUAGUACCCUACAGAGCGACGAUUAUAGUGACAUUUCCUCUUUAGCAGUGUGUCGUGAUCACAUAUUUGCUUCCCAAAAGCACGGUAUUACAAAGUUCUUUCAGGAUGAUAUAUAUCAUUGGCGUGGGCACCAAGGCAGCAUUUUGAGCUCCCAGAUUCUUUGUAAAGGAUGUACUAAGAACCCCUAUACCAGACUAAUUACAGGAGGUAAUGAUGGAUCGUUAGUUCUAUGGAAUAUUACUGACUUAGUAAAUAGCAGUCAAGAGAGCAUCCAUAGCCAUGAAAAUUGGGAAACAGACCGUCGUAAUUCAUGGUCAGCAACAACAUUCUUGGAUAAUGAUCAUAUGCUCCAUAGCCUAUCAUCACUUGUUCAAUUUCAAACUGUUUCAAGAAAGGCAGACACAAGACAGCUACUAGAAGGGCGUCGUUGUGCUACGUUUUUCCAACAAUUGCUGUUCAAAUUAGGUGCGAAACAUUGUGAUUUACUCCCAGUGAAGAAUGGCGGAAAUCCAAUCAUAUAUUCAGUAUUCUCAGGAAACUCGAAAUCUACGGUCGAAAGGAAAAGAAUAGUAUGGUAUGGUCAUUAUGAUGUUGUUGCUGCUGAUAUGGAGGACUGGAAAACAGAUCCCUUUAAACUAACGUGUGAAGAUGGUUUCCUCAAAGGAAGAGGUGUAUCUGAUAACAAGGCUCCUCUAUUAGCUGCCAUGUACGCAGUGGCACAGCUUGUACAUAAUGGAGAGCUCGACCACGACAUAGUCUUUAUAAUUGAGGGACAAGAAGAAAAUGGGUCAGCUGGCUUCAAGGAAGCUCUUGAAGAAAACAGGCAUAGGUUCAACGAAAAAAUAGACUGGGUUAUUUUAAGUAAUUCAUACUGGCUUGAUGAAAAUAUUCCAUGCCUCAAUUACGGUCUAAGAGGAAUGGUUAAUCUGAAAGUUAGCGUCACAAGUGACGAACCUAAUAGGCAUUCUGGUUUCGAUGGUGGUGUUCAUCGCGAGCCAACUGCCGAUCUAAUCAAUAUCAUUUCAAAACUUCAAAAAGAUGACGGAAGUAUAUUAAUACCAGGUUAUUAUGAUAACAUCAAAUCACUUUCGGAUAAAGAACUUUCGCAAUUGAAUGAGAUUGUAGAGAGAGCACAUUUGCAUGAAUCUGUAACGGUAGAGAGUUUAAUUGCUAAAUGGACUAGACCAUCUUUAUCAGUUACCACUAUGACUGUUAGCGGACCAGGAGAACCAACGGUAAUUCCACAAUCAGCCUCAGUUGAUAUAUCUAUUCGUCUGGUACCUGGGCAAGACGUGGAUAAAAUUAAAGAAUCUUUACAAAACUAUCUACACUCGUGCUUUUCCAAGUUGAAAACCAAAAACCACCUUUCAAUAAAAAUAUUGAAUGAAGCGGAAGCAUGGCUGGGGGAUCCAUCUAAUACUGCUUACCAGGUUAUUAGAGAGGAGGUCGCAAAAGAAUGGGGUGUCGAACCUUUAAUGGUGAGGGAAGGUGGUUCCAUUCCAAGCGUGAGGUACCUAGAGAAAACCCUAGAAGCCCCAGUAAUUCAAAUACCUUGCGGUCAAUCCAGUGACAAAGCACAUCUACCUAAUGAGCAGUUGAGAAUGAAAAACUGGUACAGAUUGAGAAGCAUUCUUGUAAGAACUUUCAAUCGACUUUAA
Molecule: messenger RNA, 2610 nt
Organism: Kluyveromyces marxianus DMKU3-1042
Lineage: Eukaryota; Fungi; Ascomycota; Saccharomycetes; Saccharomycetales; Saccharomycetaceae
Gene: DUG2
Product: glutamine amidotransferase subunit DUG2
Exons: 1
Coding region: 1-2610 (869 amino acids)
Biological process (GO): glutathione catabolic process; proteolysis
Molecular function (GO): protein binding; peptidase activity
Source: RefSeq, a predicted model, not a curated record